Molecule: messenger RNA, 7436 nt
Organism: Equus caballus (horse)
Lineage: Eukaryota; Metazoa; Chordata; Mammalia; Perissodactyla; Equidae
Source: RefSeq, a predicted model, not a curated record
GCGAUACUUCUUUAUUUUGUAAUACUGAAUAAGAGUGAUGUCUUUUCACAUAAAGUAUGUUUAAUUUGUUAUAUACUAACCCAGCCCGAGUGAUUUUUAAUACUAGACUAAAUACAUUUAUUUCUAGUAAUUUCCCAUUUAUUCUAAUGAGAAUUCAGAGUGUUAACACAUUUACUAUCCAGUUGUUACUUAUUUACAGAGAGUUUAUUUGUUUUUAUCACUUCAGUCAUAUUUUUAAAAUCUUAUUUAAGUAGGAUCACCCUUUAAAAAAAACAACAAACCCCCUGCUUAAGCACAUGGAAUCUCCCUUAUAUAGGAAACUCUCUGAGGGCUGGGACUCUUUCAGUUUUUGUCACGACUGCUGCAUAUCCUACACCUAGCCCAGUGCAUGGCACAGAGUAGGUGCUCAAUUUAAGUAUUUGUUGAUUAAAUGAAUGAGUGACUAAUUGAAUGAAUAAGGAAAUUUCAAUUCCAGAUACUCUAGAGCAGUAUUUCCCAAACUUCAUCCAUUAAUAGAAGUUACGUUUUGUCUCAUCCCCUUACCACCUGCAUACUUCUUUGACAUCACCUCCUCUCAAACCUAGAUCCACACUGGUUCCUGUCGGCUACAAUUUCCUUUUGAGGCAGGAAGCUCGGUCUACUACUUCUAGUUAAUUCUUUUAGAAAAUAUUUGACAUAAUUAUUCCUGAGCCCCAGAACAUUUUGGAUCACCAAAACUUAGAAUGUAAGCUCAGCAGUAGUGAAUAAGCACAAAAGUGUGGAAAACAGUUGAAAGCAUGGACAGAGCCAAUGGAGUGCAAUUAUAAGAUGGCCAAAGGGAAAAGAAAAGACCUCUCAGCUCUGGAACUGUUCAGACCUUGGUCUGGUGAAAAAGAGGCUGCACACCACAGAUUGUGCUGAGCAGUGAACAAAUAUUUAAGUUCUGAAAAUCCACUGUUCUUUGAACUACGUGCCAGAUACCUAAUUGCUUGUGAACGCAUACCUGAAGCAAUGGCUCUUAUUAAAUCUUGCAUAAACCAUCCAGAAAUCAGUAAAGACUUGUACUUCCAUCAAGCACUCUUCACAUGUCUGUUUAUGUCACCUGUAGAAGAUCAGCUAUUCCGGGAGCAUUUAUUGAAAACUGAUUGUAAGAGUGGAAUUGAUAUCAUCUGUAACACUGAAAAAGAAGGCAAGACUAUGUUAGCCUUGCAACUCUGUGAAUCCUUUCUUAUUCCACAGCUCCAGAAUGGGGAUAUGUAUUGUAUCUGGGAGUUGAUUUUCAUAUGGAGUAAACUUCAGCUUAAGUCUAAUCCUUCAAAACAAGUUUUUGUAGAUCAAUGCUACCAGCUUUUAAGAACAGCAACUAAUGUGAGAGUCAUAUUUCCUUUCAUGAAAAUCAUUAAAGAUGAGGUUGAAGAAGAAGGCUUACAAAUUUGUGUUGAAAUAUGUGGUUGUGCUCUACAGCUAGACCUUCAUGAUGAUCCCAAAACUAAAUGUCUAAUUUAUAAAACAAUUGCACAUUUUUUGCCAAAUGAUUUGGAGAUUCUCAGGAUUUGUGCACUCUCAAUAUUUUUUCUUGAGCGCUCCUUGGAAGCUUAUCAUACUGUUGAAGAGCUUUACAAACGUCCAGAUGAAGAAUAUAAUGAAGGCACAAGUAGCGUUCAAAAUCGUGUUCGUUUUGAAUUACUUCCAAUUUUGAAAAAGGGAUUGUUUUUUGAUCCUGAAUUCUGGAACUUCGUAAUGAUUAAGAAAAACUGUGUGGCUUUACUGAGUGAUAAAUCAGCAGUUAGAUUUCUAAAUGAAAGUACACUGGAAAAUUGUACAGGUAAUCUAAAAAAGGCGGUGGAACAGCAAGGCUUAGAUAAAGGGCUUGACUCUCUUACAGAUCAGAGCACUGGAGAGCUUGAUUCUGAUGAGAUUCCUGGAGUGCAGCCUAAAGGUCACAUUAACACAAAGAAAAACUUCACAGCUCUUAACGCUUCCAAAGUAGAUCACAGUGUCCCACGACAUCGGUGUAUGUUGUGUAACAAAGAAUUUCUAGGUGGGCACAUUGUAAGGCAUGCCCAGGCUCAUCAGAAAAAGGGCAGUUUUUCAUGUGUAAUAUGUGGUAGGAAAUUUCGAAACAGAGGACUUAUGCAGAAGCAUUUAAAGAAUCACGUUAAGAAAAUACAGAGACAGCAAAUUGCUGCAGCUCAGCAGGAGGAUCAGGAAAUCCCUGCUUUGGAAGAAAUAAAUUGUUCCAAUUCUUUCAUUUCAUUUGAAAAUGGGAAUUCUCAUAAUAAGGAUUUGGAAGUAGAAACUAUUACUGCUUCCAGUGAUGGAAACAAAGAAGUCAUCCCUGCACAUGUGGCUGAAUUCACUGAAAUUCCCAUAAGUGUAUCAGAAGACAUUGAAAACAUUAUUGAAAAUGGCAGUCCUGAUACUUCUUUAAAUAAAGUCGCAGAACCUUUACCUGUAUGUGAGGAUGACUAUGAGGAGGAAGAGGACGAAGAAGGUGAUUAUGAAGAAGAUGAUUAUGACCUGAAUCAAGAAACUUCAGUGCUUCAUAAAAUCAAUGGAACUGUGUGCCACCCGAAAGACAUAUAUGCUACAGACCAAGAAGGAAACUUUAAGUGCCCUGCUCUUGGCUGUGUUAGGAUAUUUAAAAGAAUUGGAUUUCUAAAUAAACAUGCAAGGACUGUUCACCCAACUGAUUUAAAUGUGCGGCAAACAGUAAUGAAGUGGAGCAAAGGAAAAUGCAAAUUUUGUCAGAGGCAGUUUGAAGAUUCUCAACAUUUUAUAGAUCACCUUAAUAGACACAGCUAUCCAAAUGCGUACUUUUGUUUGCAUUUUAAUUGCAAUGAGUCAUUUAAGCUGCCAUUCCAGCUCGCUCAGCACACAAAAAGUCACAGGAUUUUUCAAGCUCAGUGUAGUUUUCCAGAAUGCCAUGAGCUUUUCGAAGAUCUUCCUCUGCUAUAUGAACAUGAAGCUCAGCAUUAUUUAAGUAAAACACCAGAAUCAUCUGCACAGCCAAGUGAAGCAAUUCUUUGGGAUGUUCUUACAGACACAAAUCCUAAUCGUCAGGAAAAAGACUCAUCUAGUAAUGAGAAACAAACUGUUAGUCUGCCAGUUUCUACUAGCAAAUCAAGGAAAGAUUCUGCAGAACCAAAGACGUGUAUAGAAAGUAUGGAAAAGAAAACAGACAGUUUAGUUCAGAAUGGAAAUGAACAUUCUGAUGACACUGUUUCUGAUAUAAGCUUGAUAGACCAAAAGAUGCCUGACAUAGAGCCAAAUGCUGAAAAUAACUGUAGUAUUAGUGAUUUAGUCAAUGGACACAGUGGAAUAGAGCAGACACCUUUAGUUUCAUCAGAUCCUGCUUUGAAAACUGAUACAAAUAGAGUCAGGACAGAAAACGGCUCCAUUUUACCCAGUGUUGUACCACAAGAACACAAUACCCUGCCAGCAUCUCAGGCACCCUCCAAACCAAAUCUGACAACUGAACACACUUCAUAUGGCUUAAUUUUAACAAAGCCAUAUGUCAGACCAUUGCCUCCCAGUUACCUUGAUGAACGGUACCUUAGUAUGCCAAAACGCAGAAAAUUUCUGACUGAUAGAGUAGAUGCCUGUUCUGAUCAAGAUAAUGUUUGUAAAAAAUCAGUGAAAAGAUUGAGAUGUGGCAAAUGCCUGACCACCUACUGUAAUGCAGAAGCACUUGAGGCUCACCUUGCACAAAAGAAAUGUCAGACACUCUUUGGAUUUGAUUCAGAUGAUGAAAGUAAGUCUUCUGUCUUCUCAGUAGGUAUAUCUGUAGAAAUAGAAAAUGCCAUAGAUCUUUAUAAGGUUAAAAAAUUAACAUUUGUAUGUCAGUUAAUAAAGCACUACCCCAUACUUUAUUUCCUUUAAUUCAUACAACCACUAUGAGGUGAUAUUACUAUUCCUGUUUUAUAGAUCAAGCAACUGAAUUCACAAGUUAACUAAUUUGUAUAGGCACAGGCCUUUGAACUUGUGGAAGCCAGAACUUGAACACAAGUGUUUCAUACUCUGAUCAUACUGUUUCACUGUGUCUAAGGCUUUUCUUCAUUCUGAGUUUCAUAUAAUAAAAGUUCCAGAAACAAAGUCAUUAUGAGGGAAAUGUUUUUCAUCUGCAUGCCAGAAUAUCAACUGAAGAAAGUUGAGUCUCUGUUACAAAAACAGAACUAAGAAAGAACCAGAAAAUAAUUGAAAAACAAAAUUCAGCAAAAGAAGAGCUUGCCUUUCUAAUUAUAAAUAUUCUUUGAAUGAGUAAAAGUAUAAAUUAAACAGGAAUCUGACGUAGAAUUCCAGUUGAACAUCUAUAAAAUUUGAAUUAACAGACAUGUUCUGUUUUACAGGUGCCUGAUAAAAAUGUUUCAGAAAGAUCUGUCGAUCAAGCCGUAGUGUGAACAAAGCACUACAAGAAAAUGCAUCAUCAGUUUGCUCUUUCCUUGAUGGCCUUAAUUUUAGAGCGGUCUCGGAUUACUAGAGAUAAAGAUAAAGCACAUUUUCUAGAAUAACUCCCAGAGAUGUGCUGGUUUAGACUCCAAAAGGGUUAUUACAAAACUCCCAAAGUACCAGUUAUCCAGAAAACCACACUUUUAAAAAAGUAGAUGAUGAUUAAUAGCAGCAUGUUCAGUUUCGCUUAUGUGAGAAAUAUAUUCAGACAACUAGUCAGAAAGAAAAACCAGCUAUGGCCUUACCGAAAGGGAAAAGUUAACCCAUUAUAAAAAAGGGGGUAGGGUUGGUUUACAAUAAACAACUUAAAGUGUUCUACAAAUGAGAUUUGUUUUCUUGUCAUGCAUAAUGAAGUUCUGUCCUCCCUUCUGGUCAAACAUGGGUUAAGGAACCCUGCUAUUUGGUUUAUUAUAAUUUAGAAACUGAUACAUGGAAAUAAAACUUGAGUUACCAUCAUGCUAUCCAUAAAAGAUUGUAAGUUGUUUCCAGGUGGUUAAUUAGACAGGUCAAAGUUCAAUGAAUGGCACGCCAGCAUUGAAAAUUACAAAACAAAAGAAAAUGACAGUAGUGCUCCAAUUUCCAUUUUUGUAAUACCAAUGAGUUAUAUUUAAAAAGCAGCAGUGUCAAUUAAAUGGCAAAAGUACCAUCAGUAACUUUGGGGAGCGAUGGGAGGAAUCUAAGACUAUUAAAGGCUAUCUAGUUGAAGGAAAACACUGAAUUGCAAAUUCCUCAAUGUGAAUAAUGGUAUAAGCACACUGGGAUAUUUCUAUUUGUAUACAGAGUUGUGUUAGGACAUUGCUUGAUGAUUCAUAGUAAGGUCCUUUAGACAUUAAUGUGAGUUAUCUAAGUAAAGUCCUAUAAAAAUAACUUGCUGUAAGAAAAUAUAUCAGCUAAGAAUCAGGUCAAGAAUUCAUUGGUUUUAUUCAAUUAGAAGAGUUAAUUCUAAAAUAAGCCAUAUGACUCAUACUUUCUUAUUUAUUAAUGAUGAAUUUGGUCUGAAGAGUAAUUUUUAUAUAUAAAAGGAAAAAUUUACACAAAAAUUUGCACAGCAAGAACAUGAUAAAGAUAUAUUGAUGCGUUUAUUUUCCUUGAUGACCAGUAAUUUUCCUAAGGAAGAUUUUAUCUUAAUAGUCAAUAAAUUGUUAAAACAAAAAAUGUUUUUUAAAAUACCCUCUUAGAUGUGUUCCACUUGUACAUUCUCUAAAAGAGGAAGCUUAAAGAUCUUUUACCUAAUAGUAGUCUGUUAAUCUAUAGCAGGAAUAAAAUAAACAAAAAUGCAAAGGCAAAUUCUUCAGAAAUGGAGGUACUGGUGUACCAAUGUCAACCAAAUAUUCCAGUUAUUCCAGCUGAUACAUUUUUGUUCAAAGCAGUUAAUCUCAUCAGACCCUACUGUUACAAAUUUUUUGAUAUUAAAGCUUCUUGAAUGAAGUUACUAAGAAAGUGGAACAUUUCUUCCAGGGUAGCAUCCAGACUUUAUUAAAUUAGGAUUUUCAGGUCAUGAUAGGUCAGAUAUCUAAAAAAAAAUUUUCCAGUUUUACUAGUUUAUUUUUAAUGGGCAUUCACUACUAUGCAAUUGAGAGUCGUAAGUCCAUUCUAGUCAAAUUUAGGUUUUUGUUUUGUCAUAUAGCCUACAUUAGGCUGUGGAAUUUAUAUUUAAAUAAUAGAUAAGUAAACACAACUCAGAUUUUUAAAUCAUUUGAGGUCAACUUAAAAAGAACAUGUUUUCCAUACUUCCUGAUACUAAAAAUAGAACAGUUGGGUGAUAUUUCAGUUCAGUCUAAAAUACAUCAUGUAAUAAAAAGUCUGUUUAAAAACUACUUCAUUUGGACAAUGGAGGGUUUUUUUUUAAAGAUAAUUUCUGCUUUGUACAUUUUCCAGAAGUUUAAAAUUACAACUUAACAUUUUACCACAUUUUUAACCUUUUAUUUUUUAUAAGUUGUUAACGAUUGACAUAAAUCCAUGUCUGCAAAUUGUUAUUCUCAUCAUCUUGCAAGAUGUUUUAAACAUAGUCUACUUGUUAUUCUUUUGUCUUUGAGGUUUUAUUUCUACUUUCGUGUUGCUAAGGGAAAACUGUUUCUGAAAGACUGAGAUCAAAUCGAUUUAUACAUAACUAAAUCAAGGAGUAUUUUAUAAAAUUCUGUUUGACCACACUGUUCUAACCUCUUUAUAUACUUCUCAAAUAAUUGCUAUUGAAAGAAUAUGUACACUUUAUUAUGUAUGUCCUAUAAAACAUAAACUUACAUCAUUUUGCUUUUAUGGGGUGCAUAAACUUCCAACAGUUCUGAUUUGAGAUUGAGAAGAAAAGGAAGCUUUCUUCUUAUUCCUCAGAUUGGUCUCUUUUUCGCUUCUAUUCCUUUUAGUUUGAGCAUGUAUUAUCUUACAUGGACCAAGUUUCAAUCCUUUGCUUUUAAAUAAAAAUUUCCUUCACAACAUUAAAUAUUAACUUUCUGCUAUGCUUCAGUAAGGUCAAGAAAUAGCAAAUCUGAAUUUUUGCUGCUCAGAUAUUAUGGAGAAGGUAGAAAAGGGGAAUCUCCGUGGACAAGGACACUGGUACUUUGGGCUUUAGCCAUGUUCAUUUUUUUUUUAAACCACCAACUAUAUAAUAGGUAGAUAAUUUAUAACAUUGAGCUUGUGAUUCUUUUCAAAUCACACUUGAAGGUUCAGCCGUACUCCUUUCACGUUUGGUUUAAACUGUUGUAUGGAUGAAAAACCUAAAAGGGAUGAUAGUGUUUAUUUUUUAAUUUAUUUGGUACUGUAAAACACCUUUUCAGAAUGACUAAAUGCUGCAUAUGCAUUUUGGAAUUGUUAAUAUGUGAAAGAUAUUACAGAUUCAGCAAGAAAGGAAAUUUGUGCUUCCUUGUUGAACAUUAAAUUAUUUUACUUUGCAUUUUAUAAGAGUACAAAUUAAAACUGAGCCAUUGAACUGCAAUAAAUCAACAGUAGUGUCUCAUUUCAAGAAUUUUUUGUACUGUACAUAGAUUUGUUCAAUAAAACUUUGUCCUUGGUAA